GCUAGAACGAUGUGUGAGAGGGGGUGGUGAAGACCCCCGUGGGAACGGCUGAGUUUGAACGUGCCGACGGCGCCUGCUAAGAACGAGUGGCUGGUUGAACGCGCACGCCGCAGGCCUUAAGUAUGCGUGCGGUAGCGAUGCUAUCUUCCAGCGCGCAGGCCCUAAUAACGAAUAGAGGUCAUCAGAGAGCCCUCGAUGCUGCUGGUGCUGGCAAAAUCCAUACGGAGUACGUCCUGGUAGUUAUUGCGCGGUCAGCGGUAAUUCGUCCUGCAAAUAGAGAGCGGGGUACCUCAUUUUCACUACGCAUAUAUUCUGCGCGGCGCGCCGCGAAGACGGCGGGGUCACCUGCGGGCGUGUGCUUGAGCUGCGAGCCUUGGGGCGGAAAUGGCACUAACGACUGCGUGCCAGAACUGGGCUUCAAGUUGUACAGCAGCUUAGCACGAUUUUCGAAGUUCUGUCACUUAUGAAAUGAUUCUCCGAAUAUGGGACAGGGAAAAUCGUAGCGCAGAGACGCGUAAAAUAAAUUCAAAUAAGAAACGGACGCGCUCUGGAGGUAUCUUCAGAAACGCGACCGCGAGUGCUAGUUCGCAGUGGUUCGAACGCGCGAGUCGGUGCGACGCGACUCUCGAGGCUCGCGUGCCGUCGGCAUUUUCAAUCUCAGCCGUUCCCACGGGGGUCUUCACCACCCCCCCUCACACAUAGGUCCAGCCUCCCUUCGGGAGGAACGAUUGUCUUCCGCCUCCGAACGUGAGGCUGGUUCACGAGCCUACCUCCACCUCAUCCUCAUCACGAAAGACCGCAUGGUACAUUAUAUCUAUCGACUUAGGUGAGUCGUAACCGGUAAGUUACCUCAUUGGUAUGAUGGCGGCCUGAAGGUAUCCACAUGAAGUGCCAUGGGGACUCGAACUCGCAGGGGUGUCCAUGUUGAAGAUAUGCGUGCUAACUUCGACAGGGUGAUGAUAGACUGAUAGUACACUACACGAUGCGGCGGUCGUGUAGGGGGCCUUUGUGGACAUUGU
Messenger RNA from Trametes versicolor FP-101664 SS1, 1019 nucleotides. RefSeq lists its product as uncharacterized. The transcript has a single exon. The record is from RefSeq and is a predicted model, not a curated record. Lineage: Eukaryota; Fungi; Basidiomycota; Agaricomycetes; Polyporales; Polyporaceae. The coding region runs from base 123 to 467 and encodes 114 amino acids.